This is a messenger RNA of Fragaria vesca subsp. vesca, 1362 nucleotides long. RefSeq names its product UDP-glycosyltransferase 76F1-like. Lineage: Eukaryota; Viridiplantae; Streptophyta; Magnoliopsida; Rosales; Rosaceae. The record is from RefSeq and is a predicted model, not a curated record. The transcript is spliced from 2 exons. Gene Ontology annotation, molecular function: UDP-glycosyltransferase activity. Bases 1 to 1362 code for a protein of 453 amino acids.
AUGGAGCAACUCAGGAAGGGUCGGAGAUUGAUACUCUUCCCACUGCCAUUUCAAGGCCAUAUUAAUCCCAUGCUUGAGCUAGCCAAUAUUCUAUACUCGAAAGGCUUCUCCAUAACCAUAAUCCACACCAGCUUCAACUCUCUCAACCCUUCAAGCCAUCCACACUUCACCUUCCAAUCAAUCCAUGAGGGCUUCUCCAAAAACGCAACCUCAAAGGAUACUCUCCUCGUCAUUUCUAGUCUAAAUGCAAAGUGUCAUGAACCAUUCAGGGAAUGCUUAACCAGGUUGUUGUCCGACGUUUCGAAAGAGCCUGUUGCUUGCUUAAUCACAGACUCCGUCUAUGAUUUCACUCAAUCUGUUGCAGAGAGCCUAAAGCUGCCAAGGAUUCUGUUAAGGUCUUGGAGUGCCUCUUCGUUUGCUAUUUAUGCUGCAUUUCCACUUCUUCGAGAGAAAGGUUACCUCCCAAAACAACAUUCUCGACUAGAAGAGGAAUUGACAGAGCUUUCACCUUUCAAGGUUAAAGACCUUCCACUUAUCAACAGUGAUGGUCCAGAGAGAUAUUUUAAAAUUAUUGCUGACUUGGAAGAUCAAACCAAGGCCUCAUAUGGAUUGAUUCUUAAUACUUUUGAAGAGCUUGAUGACCGUGCACUGGCCUCAAUUCGCCAGAAUUACUCUAUUCCGAUUUUCUCACUAGGACCAUUUCAUAAGUGCUACCCCAACUCUUCUUCAACCUCAAGUAGCUUAUUAGCACAAGACCAGAGUUGCAUUUCAUGGCUAAACACACAAGCACCAAAAUCUGUUAUUUAUGUUAGCUUUGGAAGCAUUGCAGCAAUAAAGGAAGAUCAGUUUUUAGAGAUAGCCUGGGGACUAGCCAACAGUAAGCAGCCCUUCUUGUGGGUGGUUCGACCCGGAUUAGUCCCUGGGUCAGAUUGGCUUGAAGCAUUACCUAGUGGGUUUCUUGAGACCUUGAAUGGUAAGGGGCACAUUGUUAAAUGGGCGUCUCAAAAAGAGGUGCUUGCCCAUCAAGCAGUUGGAGUGUUUUGGACUCACAAUGGCUGGAAUUCUACAUUGGAGAGUAUUUGCGAGGGGAUCCCUAUGAUUUGUUUGCCAUGUUCUGCUGAUCAAAUGCUGAAUGCAAGAUAUGUAAGCGAUGUUUGGAAGGUUGGGUUGCAGUUAGAAGAUGGGGUUGAGAGAGGCAACAUUGAAAAAACCAUCAGAAAACUAAUGAUGGAGAAAGAAGGGGAGGAGAUCAAAGACAGAGUGGAAAAGCUAAAGCAGAAGGCAAAGGUUUGCCUGAAACCAGGUGGCUCCUCGUAUCAAUCCUUAGAUGCCUUGAUCAAACACAUUUUAUCAUUCGACUAG